AUGCGAAAGCAUGCCGCCCACGUGGCCGCGUGGAUCGCAUAUGGCCCACAAGGCCGGAUUCCGGACAUCGAUGAGGUCCAGCUCCUCCAGAAAUUCAUCGACAAGUUGGGAGCCGGAUUGCUACCUGCGCGGUUGAGGGAGGUGCUGCCAGACGUGCAAGCCGUGCUUCGACGCGUUCCAGUUGGUGAGGCUAGCGAGGCCUGGCGAGAGACAGAACAGCAGUUGCGGCGGAGUUUUCAGAAGUUCCGCUGCUGCAGGCAGCCGGCAAACGAAGCGGCAGUCAGACCUAACGGGCAGGCUGGGGCAGCAGCAGCUGAUCCAGUGUUGCCUGAUGGUGGCUUGGCUUUCGAAGGCGUGCUGCCGGAGGAAGUUGAACUAUUUGUAAAAGAGGGCGACUCAGGAUCUGCAGGCAAAUCGUCACAGCAUCUGCAGCUCUUCCGGAAAAUCAACGAGUGGGGCUUCUUGGAUAGUGCUCAGAGGACGGACCGCCUGAAGCAGGCUGAGGAGGCAGCCAAACACAGGAGCGCCAGUGCCGCAGAGCUUGUUGAAGUAGUCCAUGUGGCUACCGCGGCCCUUUCCGCACCUCGCAGACAAGCAACAGGGAAGGAGGAAGCUGAGUGGGAGAGAUCAGAUGGGUCACUGUUAGCUUUGGAAUCUCGCUGUCCGCACUCAAGGCAGCAGGUCGAUGUACAGCGCCGAGCGCGGCUGCUGCUGCUACAUGCUUUGCGCUCCUGGCGGAGGAGACGCUUCGACUGUCACCAAAUUGAAGACGUGCUCCAGUAUGUCCAGGCUAAAAUCGACAAGUUUGAACGCGAUGUGGGUGAGAUUCAAGUCGCUGCAGCUGGGAUUGUUUGGCUGUCCAUCAAAAGUGCAGUGGGCGAGAUGCUGCAGCACGCACAGGGAGGAACACAAGAGACCAAGAUCCUUUCACAUGCUGCCAGAACCACAGCAGACACCGCAAUGAGACGACUCGAGCGCCAGAGCGGCGUUCAAAACAUUAGCUGGCAGAGACUUACGCAGGGCUGGCAGGUGUCCUGGCAUGACGGGAUGAAAAGGAACAGGAAUCUGUUUUCGAUUUGCAAGUUUCUGAAGCAGGGCCUUUGCGAGGAGGAUGCCGUGAAGAAGGCCCUUGACGAGGCCAAGUCAUUCCGCAAAGAGCUGGUGCGUCAAAGCAAGCUGCAGCCCCCCAAGCCCAUCACAGUCAAAGCUUCCACGGUGAGGGGCGUCCACAAGAAAGGAAAAGCAUGGCAGGUAAGACUGACAAAUCCAAGCACAAAGAAGCUUUUCUACAAGGCAUUUGCGACCAUGGAGGAAGCAGAGUCCGAGGCCCGAGAGAUCGCGAAGAAGUUUGGAUUGCAGACUGAGAGUGAGGUGGUACCUGUGAAGAAGCUUUCAGAGCUACGCCGGUUUGAGCCGCUAUCGCCACAGAAAGGAGUGAAGUGGGACUUCAAUGAGCAGUGCUGGCAUGCUCGGUUCACCGUCGGGGUUCAACUGAAGCACUUCAGAGCGCGGCCGAAGAACUUCUCAAAGGAGGAGCUGGAAAACGCCUGGAACCAGGCUGUGUUUUGGCGCAGGCAGCAGGAGAAGGCGAACAAGGGCUCCCCGGCUCUCUGA
This is a messenger RNA of Symbiodinium necroappetens, 1614 nucleotides long. The record is from the annotation of a GenBank genome assembly. Lineage: Eukaryota; Dinophyceae; Suessiales; Symbiodiniaceae.